Molecule: messenger RNA, 8973 nt
Organism: Gryllus bimaculatus (two-spotted cricket)
Lineage: Eukaryota; Metazoa; Arthropoda; Insecta; Orthoptera; Gryllidae
Source: the annotation of a GenBank genome assembly
CCGUGAGAUAUCUCAUCGUUAAGAAAGCCCUAUUGCACCACGUUAUAAAAACCGAAGUAUAAGCGUCAGCAUUCACACAAUUGUUUUACUAUUAGAAUAUUGGAAAUAAACAAGAUAUAUCUGAGAAACUAUGUUACCGAUGAGUUGAAUAAUGAAUGCAUCAUAUACUUUGUACCCAAACCUGCAAUUUAUACAGCUUGACAUUCGCGAGAGAGUUACUACCGACAAGUGGCGGAGCGAGCGUUUCGAGCGUCACCUGCAGCCAUAUUGCUUUUGGUUACAACGAUUGGAUGGCGUCUGUUCCCGGUUUAUAGUGGUGCCUCAUUUAAUGUCUGGAGAUAUAGAAGAUGAUGUCUGCGGCGAAUUUUAUGAAUGUUUGUAGAUUAUGUUUAGUGAAAGACAAAGUAUAUAUUCCUAUUUUCGAAGGAGAAGGCGAAGCUAGACAGUUAUUUAUGAAAAUUGGUACUUGUCUCCCUGUUAAGGUGGAGAAAGAUGACAAAUUACCGAAGAAGAUCUGUGAUGUAUGUUUGUACAAUGUUGAAAAUGUUUUCAAAUUUUGGCAUACUACUGCCAACUCGGAAAAAAAAUUAUUGCAGUGGCUUGAGGGAUUUGAGAAAAAUGAUGAUCUCUCCUUGGGCAACAGUAACACCAUAGAAACGGAACAGGUGAUGCUAAAAGAGGAAACAAUAGAACAAGAACAUGUAUCGGAUCACGGCAAAGAACAGGACAAUGAAGGUUCCCAGGAUGAUAUGGAACAAAGUGAUGCCGAAGAUAAUAGUGAUGAAGAUGGAUUUAACAGUGAAGAAGAGACAGCUAAUGACAAUAUUGGUGACAACAAAGAUAGUAGGAAUGAUGAUGGUGAAUCAGAGGAGGAUGGUUACGGUGAACUAGAACCAACAACGUUUGUGAAUGUAACAUUGGCUUGUGAAGAGCCAGGACCAUCAGGUUUGCAGACUGGACAGUCCUUAGAGCAUUCUCUUGACGGUGUUCAACCUCAAGUAACUCAGGUUGUUCUUCAAUCAGUGCCGACUAUCCAGACAAUCCAAGUGAAGUCUGUUGAAUCAGUGCAAGCAGCACCAGAGGCUGUGCCAUCUACAAGCAAAACAGUUCCUGCUUCCAGUGGAUCUGCUGAAAUUAUCAACAGCAAAGACCAAAAAUGUAAAGUAAUUUUCUCAACAGUCAAAGAAAGAAAUAUCCAGAAAACUCGAACUGCAAGUAAAAGCAGUUCAUUGAAUACUUGUGAAUUCUGUGGUAAAAUGUUCUCACAGUGCAAGAUGUUGAUUCACAGGAGGAUUCAUACUGGUGAAAAACCUUUCCCAUGCAAAGUUUGUGGUGAAUCAUUUGUUUCUAAAGGAGCACUUACUGUGCAUAUGGUUAUUCAUAGUGAUGAAAGGCCGUUUCCUUGUGAUGUAUGUAAUAGGAGAUUUAAACGAGCAUUUGAGCUCAAAGAUCAUAGGAAGAUUCAUACUGGUGAGAAGAACCAUGUUUGUGACAUUUGUGGGUAUUCUUGUAUUCAGAGGACUAACCUUGUAAACCAUCGCAAAAGACACCUAAAUGAGUACAAGUUUAAAUGUGACAUUUGCAAUAAAGGUUUUUACACUAAGACUGAGCUUCAGGAACACAAUUAUGGACACACAGGAGCAAAGCCCUUUCAGUGUGAUAUAUGUGGGCUCGCUUUUCGCUACAGAUUUAGGCUAACGGUUCACAGAAGAAGACAUGAUCCUCAGUACACACCUCCUCCCAAGACUCAUCGAUGUGAAAUCUGUAACAAAGUGUACUCUCGUCGGCAAGUUCUACUUUCUCAUGUGAAAACACAUACUGGGGAGAAUCAGUGCAUUUGCAACAUUUGUGGUAAAGCUGUUUCGAGCAAAGACUACUUGAAAAUUCAUUUACGAACACAUACUGGGGAAAAAACGAAUGUAUGUGAGCUUUGUGGGAAAGCUUUCAUUUCCAAGAAAUAUUUCAAGAUUCAUCAGAGAACACAUACGGGAGAGAAACCAUUCUCUUGUGAAUUUUGUGGCAAAUCAUUUACUCAGCAAUCAUCAUUAAUUGUCCACAAGAGAUCUCACAUUUGUCAUUGUGGUAGUGGAUUUGCUUCAAAACAGGAAUUAUUGCAACAUCAAAAAGUUCAUGAAGUAUCACUGAGAACUUCUAAAUGGAUGUCUGAAAUAACUGAAAGUACUGCUUCCCAACCAGGAUUUUUCUCCAAAAUAUGUAUGAAUAUUUUCUUUUUUUCUUUUUCUUUGCUGUUUCUCAGAGCUUUCAACAACAACAACAACAACAACAACAACAACAACAACAACAACAACAACAAAAAAAAAAAACCCACCACCAAUGAUCAAUCAGUCAACAGAAGACCUGGGUAUGACCAGUAUGACCUCCAAGUAAUGAUUGAGGAAGAAAGAAAACUACUUACAACUUGUGAAUUCUGUGGGAAAAGAUUUUCUAUUCCUUCACUUGCUGAAGAUCAUCGAAGAAUUCAUACAGGAGAAAAACCUAUUUUAUGCCAUGUUUGUGGAAAACAAUUAAGGUCACUUCGACAACUGAGGGCCCAUGCAUUUCAGCAUAGUUCCAAUAAGCCUUACAAAUGUGAUAUGUGCGAGUCAAGUUUUAAACGCAAAUUUGAACUUACUGUACAUCAAAAACGGCAUACUGAGAAAGGACAAUUUGAAUGCGAUGUUUGUAGUCGGACUUUUCAGUAUAAAUCAAAUUUACGAGUACAUAGUCUGAGACAUUUCAAGAUGUAUAGAGUCCAUUGCAAGAAAUGUAAUAAGGGAUUCUAUAGUGAAACUGAGCUUAGAUAUCAUAUGUUGCGCCACAAUAUUGGUAUGAAACCAUUUAAAUGUGAAUUGUGUGAAAUGUCAUAUGCUGCUAAGAGUUAUUUAAUGCGUCAUCAAAUAAUUGCAGUAGCUUUACCCUUCAAUUUUGGAUAUUACCACAGAAUAUUGUUGGUUGAUGCAAGAAUGUUACAAAGUUGCCGAAGAAAUCUUCCAUUUAAUAUAUAUUUAAACCGAAGAUGUGAGUAUGACCCAUGCAUAUCUGGGGAAAAGAGAAAACUACUCACACCUUGUGGAAAAUAUUUUUCCAUUCCUUCUCUUGCUGAAGAACAUAGAAGAAUCCGCACAGAAGAGAAGCUUGCCUUGUGCGAUGUAUGUGGGAAACUGUUGAAAUCUUUUUGGCGGCUGAAGGUUCACGCCCUUCAACAUACUACUGAUAAACCAUUUAAGUGUGACAUAUGCAAUUUAAGUUUCAAGUGCAAGUAUCGACUUACAGAACAUCGAAAACGUCAUACAGAAACAAGACAAUUUGAAUGUGAUGUGUGUGGUAAUAAAUACCAUUGUAAAGCAGAAUUAAAGCAACACAGCCAAAGGCAUUUCAAGAUGUAUAGUGUAUAUUGUAAAGAAUGUAAUAAGGGGUUUUACACUGGAACUGCUCUUCGGGAUCAUAUGUUGCGACACAGUGUUGGAAAUAAACCUUUUAAAUGUGAAAUGUGUGAUAAGUCAUUUGGUUAUAAAACAUCAAGAAAAGAUAAACGUCUUCUAAUGGCUCUUCUCAGUCCUGAAGAAAGACGUCAGAGGAAAACAUGCGAAUAUUGUGGAAAGAGUUUUCAGAACAUUUCAAAUAUUGUUACUCAUCGCAGAAUACAUACAGGAGAGAAACCAUAUCUUUGUCAUGUUUGUGGUACCGUUCACAUUUCAUUAGGUCGUUUGAAAGCUCAUUUUCAAUCUCAUUCUGAAGAUAGACCUUUUGAAUGUGACAUUUGUAGGGCUUCUUUUAAAAAUACAGAUCAGUUGAAAGUUCAUAGAAGGAGACACACUGAAGAAAAGAAGUUUGAGUGUGAUAUAUGUGGUCAUACAUGUCAUGCUAAAGCAGAAAUGAUAAUACAUAAAAAAAGACAUUUUAAAAUGUAUGACUUUUAUUGUGAAAUUUGUAAAAGAGGUUUUUACUUAGAGGCCAAACUUCGUGAACAUAUGGUUCAACACUCUGGAAAAAAACCAUAUAAGUGUGAAUUCUGUGAUAAUGCAUACGUUUCUAAGAAUAGUUUAUCAUGUCAUGUGAAAGCACGUCAUAGUGAACAUCCUGUGGAUUUAGAAUGCAAUGUGUGCCACAAAACUUUUUCAUUUCCACAGUCUUUAAGGAAACAUGUGCAGUUACAUUUUGGUGGUGGAAAUUCAGUAUGUGAUGUAUGCGGAAAAGUGGUUAGUUCUGAUUAUAUGAGAGUGCAUUUAAGAACUCACACGGGUGAAAAACCGGUGACAUGUAAUAUUUGUAACAAGUCAUUUAGAUCACCAAAGUAUUUGAAAACACAUCUACGAGUUCAUACUGGAGAAAAACCUUAUUCUUGUGAACAGUGUGGCAAAUGUUUUACUCAGAGAUUGUCUGUUGUUCACUGGUUGCCAACAGUGUCCAAUGUGGGCAAAGGAGGAAUUCCUGGGCAACAAGCUAGUGGGUUGUUAUUGUACGCUUUAAAUAAGGGAGUAAAGUUGCAAAAACCAGAAGAACAUAGUGAAAUUGCUGAGAAGUUGCUGCUGGAACCUGAAGACAGAUCAUCAUACGUUACUGUUGCACAGACAUGGAAUACUACCGCUAAAAGGAAGCUUAUUACAUCCUGUGAGUUCUGUGGCAAGCAGUUUCCAAUUCCUUCUCUAGCUGCCAUUCAUCGAAGAAUUCAUACAGGAGAGAAACCAUUUCUUUGCCAUGUUUGUGGUGAACAAUGUUUAUCACAUACCCGGUUAAGAAGACACAUACUGAGCCACAGCAGUGAUCGACCUUUCAAAUGUGAUAUGUGUCGUUCAUCUUUUAAAACGAACUUUGAACUCACAGCUCACAGAAAGCGUCACACAGAAGAGAAGAAGUUUGUUUGUGACGUAUGUGGAUAUGCCUGCAAAGAAAAAACAGGUUUAACUCUUCAUCGUCAGAGACAUUUUAAGAAAUAUAAAUAUGUGUGUAGUCAGUGUGAUAAAGGGUUUUACCAGCAGUCUACUCUUGCAGAACAUAUGCUGAAGCACAGUUCAGGAGAUGCUAAACCAUUUAAAUGUAACCAGUGUGAUACUUCCUAUUCUUCAAAAGCUUCCUUAUAUUAUCACACAAAGACACGGCAUGACCCUGAUUUCACCAAGCCAGAAUGUGAAAUUUGUCAUAAAGUGUGUGCGAAUCAACAAGUUUUGAAAAGACACAUGAAGGCUCACACUGGGAUGAAUCAACUUGUGUGUGAUACUUGUGGAAAAAUUUUAACUACAAUUGAAGGUUUGAAAAUACAUAAAAGAACUCAUACAGGAGAAAAGCCUGCUCUCUGUAAUGUGUGUGGAAAAGGUUUCAGUUCUCGAAGCUACUUGCGCACACAUUCGCGUGUCCACACAGGAGAUAAACCAUUUUUGUGUAAAGAAUGUGGUAAAUCAUUCACUCAGCGUUCAACACUUGUCAUUCACAUAAGGUCUCAUACAGGUGAAAGACCUUUUCCAUGUACAUUAGUGCAUGACAACAGAGUUUUUAAAAGCAAAUUUUUGUAUGGUAUUGACAUGUACACUACACAACAUGGUGUUUCAAGAGGACCCGAAAGUAAAAUGAAGACAACAGAUAAUUCAAAUGAUAAGAAGCCAUCCAAAAGACCUUAUGUCAAGUCUGGUAAAUAUUCCAAAAAGAAACCUGUGGAAGUAGUAUCAAAUGUGGACAAGCCUCAUACUAGAGAAAAAAAUCACAAGGAGUUAGAAGCAAAUUCAUGGAACUUUAAUUUGGAAAAGGAAGUGAAAAAAGAAAAUGUUGAGACAUAUACAUGUGGUGAAUGUAGUGUGACAUUUGAAACAUUUGAUGAACUGGAUAAGCAUAUGAAAGAGCAUGGAAAAGAUGUUCUGAAAUGUAAUAUUUGUGAAAAAAAAUUCUCUACCAAAAAACAUCUAAAUAGACACUUGGCUGUUCAUACUGUAGAUAGGCCAUACGCAUGUGAUAUAUGCAAUAAAACCUUUAAGCGACCAUAUGACAUAACAGUUCACAAAAAAAAGCAUUCAGGGGAAAAUAAGUUGGAAUGUGAUGUAUGUGGUUAUUCCACAAUUUACAGGUCAACUUUUGAUAAAAGUCAAGAUGUGUGUGCUGGAAGAAGCACAAUUCUGUGUGGUAAAGAAACUCCUACACCAAAGGAGAAAGGGAACCAAGGGAAACAGAAAAAAUCAGGAGACAAAAAUGAAGAACAUGCAUGUAAUAUGUGUGGUAGUUCUUUCAGCAGCAGGAACAUACUCCGUUUUCAUCUCCGCUCACAUAAUGGAGAAGAAAUCAAGUGUGGUCUUUGUGAAAAAGUAUUUGUUACCAAUAGACAUUUAAGAAAUCAUAUGCGAACACAUGUUAAACAUAGACCGUUUUCGUGUGAUGUUUGCCAUAAAUCGUAUCGGACAUCUACUGAACUAAAAUAUCAUAAGGAAGUCCACACUGGCAAGAAAAAUUUUGUUUGUAGUACUUGUGAUUAUAGAACUGCCUACAAAGCAAAUCUUGUAGCUCACGAGAAGAGGCAUGGACGUGAUUUCAUGUUCAAAUGUGAAAUAUGUGGGAAGGGACAUUUCACAAAAGGUGAAUUGCAGAUUCACACAAGAAUUCACACUGGAGAGAAGCCGUAUCAAUGUGAUAUAUGUGGAAAAGCAUACAGACAAAGAAAUGAUCUCUUGGCUCACCAACGAUCAGUUCAUGCAGAACUUCUGAGUGAUCUGAAUCCCUUCAAAUGUCAGACAUGUGGAAAAACAUUUGGGUAUAAAAAAUCAUUUCAGAGGCACAUAAGUUCUCAUUCAGGUGAAAACUUGACAUAUCUGUGUGAUCUGUGUGGAAAAGCUCUCACUAGUAACACAGCAUUACAGCUGCAUCGUCGUAUACACACAGGAGAAAAACCUUAUGCAUGUAGUGUGUGUGGAAAGACAUUUGGAAGAACUGGUACACUGCGAAUUCAUGAAAGAACUCAUACAGGGGAAAAACCUUACACUUGUGAACACUGUAAUAAAACAUUUACUCAGCGAUCAUCUCUUGUAAUACAUAAGAGGUAUCAUACUGGGGAGAAACCAUAUAAAUGUCAUGUAUGCAGUAUGGCAUUUGUAUCUAAAACUAGACUAACUGAUCAUCAGAAAAAUCACAUGUCAGAAAAUGGGAACUACUUAAUUGUUGUUGGAUCCAACACCAAUAACAUUUGCGCUUCACCCCGAAAGCCAGAAAUUCACUCUUCAAAGGAAAAUACAGCCAAUAAUGUCAAGAAACCAUUAAAACAACUUCAGCCAAAACCUCCUGGAUUUCAAGUUUCAGAUGGAUUAAGUUCUUUAACAAAUAAGAAGAAACAACGACGUAAAAGAAAUAUUUAUCCUAAAAUUCCUGGAACUGACUUUCCUUAUAAAUGUGAUGAUUGUGGUCGUGUCUAUAAAUGUGCUGCUUAUCUAACAGUUCAUAGGAGGAUGCAUGAAGGUGAAAAGAAUUUUGUAUGUAAUAUUUGCAAUUACAAGACUUACUGGAAAGAUCGACUUGUAGUUCACAUGACCCGUCAUAAGGAUGAACGACCUAUAAAAUGUAAUCUUUGUGACAAAUCUUUCAAACUUAAGACAGCUCUUACUAUUCAUAUGAAUAAACAUGCAGAAUUAAAGUAUCAGUGUGACUCUUGUGAUUUUAAGACAUCAUGGAAAGAGAGUUUAAAAUCUCAUUUAAGAACUCAUUCAAGAGAUCUUCCUUUUGCCUGUGAAAUUUGUCAUAAGCAGUUUCCCGCAAAAGCUGCGUUAAAUCAGCAUAUGAAAAAACACACAGAUAAAUUUAAUUGUGAUAUAUGUGGGAAAGAAUUUUUAUCAAGUAAUGCACGAACUGAACAUAAAUAUGCUGCUCAUGAAUUUAGGAAACCUUAUGAAUGUCAAGUCUGUAAAAGAACAUUUUCUUACAGAAGUUCAUUACGUUCUCAUGCCAAGACCCACAUGGAUGUUCCUCAAGUGAAAACCUUUCUUUGUGAUAUCUGUGGGAAAGAAUUACGAAGUAAGAAAAACCUUCAACUUCAUAAAUUAACUCACACAGGUGAAAAGCCAAUAAUGUGUGAUAUCUGUGGCAAGUCUUUUGCUAAUAAUAUUAUUCUGAAGGUUCACUUACGUACACAUACAGGAGAAAAACCUUAUCAGUGUGACUUUUGUAUGAAGAAGUUCACUGCUCGUCCUUCUUUGGUUGUUCAUAGAAGAUAUCACACAGGAGAAAAACCCUAUGUUUGUCAUGUUUGCAAUAAAGGCUUUGUAUCAAGUACACUUCUUUUCAGGCAUCAGAAAUCUCAACAUGGAUGUUAAUAUAAAUUGUAAAUAUUCACAAAAAUAAUUAUAUAUUAUAAAUUUUUGUAAUUGAAAUUUGUUUUUGUAAUGUUAAAAAAGGUGAGGAUGUGUUAAAUGUAUUCUUAUAAAAUCUGCCAUCGUAACCUAUCUUUUAAUGCUUGUAUGCAAGGGAUUGUAGGUUCAAUCGUCUUUACACUUUCUUGAGAUGAAUUGAAUUUGUAAUUUUCUACUCAACUGAAUGCAAAACUAAUAUUUUAAUGAAUCCUGAGACUCUCUUUCUCAUCUUACAAGGCAAUUUAUUAAUUGCUUUGAUGAGCCUUGAGAAAGCUGUACUAUAGAAAUUUUAGUUAGUACAUUGUAUCUUCUUUAAAGAUAUUAGGCUGAUUAAUAUUGAUGCUUGAACCAUCCAAGUAAUAAUUAAUUAAAUGUGUAAAGCUGUAUAUUUCUUUGUAAUUUUGUGGGAGGUAAAAAUCUUAAGAGAAUAAAAUGAUUUCUUUCUUCCUGUCAUGUUUAGAAAAGGAUGAAAGAAAUGUAAAUAUUCUGCAUUUUGUUAAGAAGAAUUUGAUAAUGCAUCUGAAAAGUUAAAAUGUAAUGUUAUUCUAUUUUAUAUUAAUGUUAAAAACAAUAAUUUCAUGAAUGUUUUAUGUAAGAGGUCAAAUGUAACUGUAAAUUUGUUGUAAUAACUGAAAUAUAAUUAUUAUUUCUUAAA